This is a messenger RNA of Ooceraea biroi (clonal raider ant), 4064 nucleotides long. Its product is annotated as O-acyltransferase like protein. The record is from RefSeq and is a predicted model, not a curated record. Lineage: Eukaryota; Metazoa; Arthropoda; Insecta; Hymenoptera; Formicidae. Gene Ontology annotation, molecular function: acyltransferase activity, transferring groups other than amino-acyl groups.
UCGUCGUUACGCGAUCGCGCCGCGAUCACUCGUAAAGCUCGCCUUCGAACAGCCGGGUGAUGCGGGGAUCGUGAGACGCUCGGUAAUCGUCCGUACGAUCUUCCCUGCCACGAUCCACCCCGUGAGAAUCAACCGCGUCUCCCGAAAGAGAAUUAUCGGCACCUUUCCUGCCGAUUUGUCUGAACAUUGCAGACGUCGAUCUCGACCGGCGAGGACGAAUCUUUUGCGAAAGCUUCGGCGAUGAUCGUCGCGCGAGUGCGAACGUGAUCCGCGAUCGAUCAUCCACCGAUCUCUCAGGGGGCGCCGCGCGACAGUAAGAUCGCGAGGGUAGACAAUCGAGGGAAUCGCAUCGAGUCGCUGAACCGCCGCAGGAAUCGUUCGAUCGGCAUCCCCGAGGGUGAAGAUUCGCUCGUAGAGGCACUUUCGGUCUCAACGGAUUUGCUGAAGGGGGAAAGGCAGAGAAUGGGGACGUUCGUGAGGAUCUGGGCGAUUCUCAGCUUGAUCGGAUUGUCGCGCGCCGGCAAAUCGUCCGUGGAUAUCCUGACGUCCUCCUCGAGCGGCCUGGCCGCCUUCGAGGAGGAGAAUAUCCUGCACGUGCUCUCGCGCAACAAGACCGACACGACGAAGAAUUUCACUUUCGUUGAGCUGAUUAGCAGCCUCGGCAACUACUCGAUCGACGCCGACAGAGUGAUCUGGAGCAAUGACAGGCCGGAGGCGCAUCAGACGAAUCCGUACUAUGAGGAUUUUCCGGAGGAGAUCGAUCUCGAGGCGCGCAGACUGCUGCAGAUUCUCCCGGCCUACGAUCCCGGCGCGGGACACGUGAGUGCCGAGUGCAAACGACACUCCGAUAUCUUUCACGAAGAACUCUCAAAGUUCACGCUAUGGGCCCUCAAAAUGUACGAUGCGACCGCGAAGGUGCCUUCCGGCUUGCUGAGCGGUAACGUGAAUCAGCUGGGUGACUUCGACGAGUGCAUGGACGUCGAGGGCAAGGAUGGCAUCCGAGGACAGUACUGCCUCGCGUACCUGCAGCUGGACAUCGAUCAGUCCCGGCCUGAUCUGAAGUACCUGCAUCGCCUGGUACACUCGCACUAUGCCUUCCGCAACAACAUAAGCGACCCCGGUCAUAGAGUACCACGUUUUAGCACUGUAAAUUGGGCCAUAUGUACGCCCGCGUCAUGUACAGUCGAAGACGUGCAAGCCUCCCUGCAACAUGCCAUCAUGAAGUACACGGCGCAGACCGGCCUGAAAAUCACGCUGCAAGUGAACAAGAGCAUGUGUCAAGUGAAGGAAAACCUCGUCCUGACGAAAGCGACCAUUGCAACUAGCCUUUUUUUCAUCACUGUCUUCGUCUUGACCAUCGUAGCCGCGUUCUACGAGCACUACAAGAUACCAGCGAACGAACUGCUCUUAUCGUUCUCUUUGAAGAGAAACGUUCGGAAGCUCUUUUCAAUGGAGAGACCGAAGGGUGACAUAGCGGUCCUCCACGGUGUUCGAUUUUUGAAUAGUCUUUUGCUGCUCAUAGCACACAAGAGCAUGGCACUAUUCUUUAUCCCUUACGUGAAUCGAACUUUCAUGGGCGAGUUUUUAGGUAAACCGUGGACCGUGAUAGGGAGAGCAGCCAGUCUCUACACCGAUCCAUUCAUCAUGCUGUCCGGUCUGUUAACGACGUACUUGUUCGUAGGCAGAUUAAAUAGAACCGGCAGUCUCGAUAUCAAGAACGAAUAUCUAUCGCGUCUGCUGAGACUAGUGCCGACUCUGGGAGCGCUGAUAUUGUUCUGCACCCACGUGAUGCCGUACAUCGGGUCUGGACCGCAGUGGCCGCUAGUGGUGACUCAACACGCCGACAUCUGCAAGAAGACAUGGUGGAGGAAUUUCUUAUUUAUCCACAAUUACUUCGGAUUUGAAAAUAUGUGCCUCACGCACACGCAUCAUAUCGGAAUAGACACUCAACUCUUCGCGAUUUCACCGCUGAUGGUGUUGCUCCUGUACAAGAGACCAAAGAUUGGCAUCAUCGUCCUGGCAGCGAUAGCUUCGAUAUCGACCGCAUUGAGAUUCUACGCGAUGUAUGCCAGACACCUGAACAAUUAUGUGUACUACGGCACGUCAAUAAGGCAAUUGUUCGACACCGCCGAUUAUUCGUACACGUUACCAUCGCACAGACUGACCAUCUACAUCAUAGGCAUCUUCGUGGGCUACCUGCUGCGGAAUCUACCCAAGGAUUUCAAGAUGAGCACGACAACCCUCUACACGGGUUGGACUGUGAGCACCGUAAUGUUCCUCGGGGCAUUCAUUGGGCCCUCGAAGAUGGGAUCCAUCGAUUACGUUUACAAUCCGAUUCACGCUGCUAUCUACAACGCGUUCGCGCCGAUCGGAUGGUGCAGCCUGUUCAUCUGGAUGGCGAUAACGGAGCACACCGGCAAUUCGAACUGCUUCCUAAACAGACUGUUCAGCUGGCGGGGAUUUCUCGUGACCACAAGGAUUAGCUACGCUAUUUACCUGACGCAGUUCCCGGUUUUCUUCUUCAAUGUCGGACAAACUCGCUCUGCCGAGCACUACGAGUUCUUCAGAAUGAUGCUAAAUUUCAAGGAGACGAUUUGGAUCGUGUUCAUGUCCAUAAUCCUCACCCUGCUGUUCGACUCGCCAUUCCAAAAUAUCAAGAAUUAUUUAUUGAAGAAACCGGCGACGCAUCAAAAGGAUACAACGAAGACCUCCAAAGUGGACUAAUCUCGUUUUAAUCCGAGACGAUAUCUGACCAAACGCUUUCGCGCGGACCGCGAGCUUUGUACAUAGCGUUUUCGCAUUAGCUCUAGUUUUUAAUUUUUAAUCUUUGAUAGAUAUACAGAAUCGAUGUAUAUACGAGAAAUCGCAGAGGAAUGCAAUUUAUUACGAAAAUUUAAGAAGCGAAAAAGAAAUUUUGUCGUUUUACAAAACUUAAAAGUUGAAUGAAAACACAUGUUGCAUUUCUCAUUGCGGAAAAAUAAUUAGUGGAGCAUUCAUUGCAUGAAUAAAUUAUAAAAGCGUUUUAUGUAAUUUGAUACGUCUCGUCCUAAUUUUAAUUAAAAAUUAAUAUCUCUUGUUUAAACGUUUAUAAAUUUCGUUCUGAAAGUUUUGCUAAAUUUUUGCAAAAAUCUGACAGACGCGGCUGGGCAAAGUGCAUUCUCCGUUUUUUUUUCAACAUGCUGUGUAAAAUAAAGAGCAGCAUACUUUUACACAACUUUUUCUACUUCUACAUAUAUAAGUAAUUGUACGUAAGUAACUGUAAAUAUUAGUUCUUCGUUAAUUUUCGAAUAAUUAGUAGACGUAUAAUUAGUAUAGUACACUCUUAAUAUGUAUAAAAAAUACUACUUUUCUUCUUAUAUACACUUAGGCACAAUAAGAUAUAAUAUUAUAUAAUUUAUCAUUUAUAGCCCUCGUAAAAGGAUCGAGGACGCAAUAAAUAAUUAUUUCAACAGUGAAAGAAAAACGAUAAACGAUAAUAGCGUAUAUAAUAAUAGCGUAAUAACCGCAGUAAUGUAAUUAUGUCGAAAAAUGGAUAAUAUACCAAAAAUUCGUGUAUCUGUAAUUCAGAUAAAAAUAUCUCAUUAAUGAGAGUCGAGGCGAAUAAUCGGAUAACAAUUAGUACGUACAAUAAUCGCGUUGUAACGUACGCGGCAGUAAUUAAAAAAAUUGUAUAAUUCAUUUUUUUAUUUACACGACUCUCGACGGAACGGGAGGGGUACGCGUGCUGUAACACGCGGUAUCCUCGUAAUUCUACGUCGUAUUUAAUAUAAUACUUCUAUACGAAUACCUCUUAAUUAAGGACACAACGCUCAAAAAAUUGCAGACGGUGUAAUUAUCGUCAGCGAUAUUAAAAAAACUGCGUUGUACAUAACUCUUUGUUUUAUUUACUUUCAUUGCGUACACAUUGUUCUUCACGAAUACAUUAUCUCCUCUCGAGAGAAGAAAAAGAAGAAGAAAUCUUAAUUAUCACGCAGAGUGAUUCGUAGUGGACAGGGAUAAAGGAAAUUUGGGAAAUUUGGCGUAUCAGUACAGACACAUAGAUAAAGAUACGAGUGUAACUUAAG